Molecule: messenger RNA, 630 nt
Organism: Colletotrichum godetiae
Lineage: Eukaryota; Fungi; Ascomycota; Sordariomycetes; Glomerellales; Glomerellaceae
Exons: 1
Source: RefSeq, a predicted model, not a curated record
AUGCGCUGCUCAACUCUCACACUCCUCGGCCUCGCAGCCGUCACCCGCGCAACAUGGGACGGCCAAUUCAGCUACCCACCAGGCAUCGAGCCCCUCGGCCUCGCCAACGGCAACGUAGACUUCAACAUCAAGACCUUUGGCCCCCUCACAGGUCCCCCCUCAGACUGCAUCUCCGUCUGGCACCCUCCCCACCCAGACGUCUACAUUGACGACUGCGACAGCGACAAGGAGCACGGCUGGCACUGGAUCCACCCAGGCAAGCCCAAAUGGGGCGGCGGCGACAAAGACAAGGGCGGCCACAAGUGGAAGAAGCCCAAGCACACAAAGAAGCCCGGCUGCGACAAGUGCGAGCAGCCCACCGAGACCGAGACCGCCCCCUCGGCCCCGGAACCCACAGAAACCCCCGACCAGCCCGACCAGCCGGAGCAGCCCGAGCCCACCACCACGCCGCAGUCAUGGAAGUGGACCACCUCCACAAUCACCCAGACCGCCGUCUCCACAAUCUACAGCUGCCCGCCCAGCGUCCCCAACUGCCCCGGCAACGGCGGCGGCACAAUGUACGAGACCGUCACCGUCCCCGCCGUCGUGACAAUCUGCCCCGUCCCCGUCGAGCCCAACCCAGGCCCGACC